AUGAAGACCGUUGCUUUCACCCUUUCCAUGCUUGCCGCUUCGGCCGCUGCAUUCCAGACCGUUCAACCAGCCAAGUCCAGCACUGCUUUGUUGAAUUCCAAGUUCGACGGAACUUUCGGAACUGGUCCCGAGACUGGAAACAAGGUCCCUCCAUACGGUGCCUGGAUCUUCGACAAUAUCGGAGAAAGGGGAAUCAAAUGGUUCCAGACUGCUGAAAUCAAGAACGGACGUGUUGCCAUGGUCGCCACCAUUGGUUACAUGAUCCAAAAGUGGGGAAUCCACUUCCCUCUCUACCUUGGACCCAGUGGAUCCAACGGAUUCAGCCCUGAAUCCUCCGAUUCCUGGUACCUGUCCGCAUCCGAAGGAAUCACCUUCAGUGAUGUUGCCCACGCUGCCACUCCUUUGGAUGCCAUUGGUAUGAUCCCCCUUUUCGGUUUCUACCAAAUCCUGUUCGUCGCUGGAUGGUUCGAACUCCUUGCCGCUGGACGUCAAGAAUCCGACAUUCCAGGAAACUUUGGAUACGAUCCUCUUGGAUUCACCAAGCGUCCAGGUGGCUUCGAUAGCGCCGAAAUCACCAGCCUUCGUAUGAAGGAGAUCAAAAACGGACGUCUGGCAAUGAUGACAAUGACUGCAUGGGUUACUGAGGAUCUUGUCCCUGGAUCUUUCCCUCUUCCCCACCCCUAA
Seminavis robusta is the source of this 684-nucleotide messenger RNA. NCBI's taxonomy places the organism in Eukaryota, Bacillariophyta, Bacillariophyceae, Naviculales, Naviculaceae. The record is from the annotation of a GenBank genome assembly.